GUGUAUAUAUAUAAAAUUGUAUAAAUUAAUGAUGAAGGUGUAUUUAUUGAGAGGUUAUUUCAAAAAAAAAAGAAAAGAAAUGUCGGAUAAAAAGAUAUUUUGUCUUGAACACUUGUAUCAUUAACAAGUAGUAUAAGAAUAUUGUAUGUGCAUUUGCAAUGACGUUUAAUAUAUAUAUAUAUCAUCAAAAUGUCAUUUGUAAUAAAGUUUCAUAAAAUAUCAAUGACAUUUGCAAUGACAUUAAAUUGCAAUAUAAACUUGUUAAUGAUCAUUUACUUAGUUUAACUAUAAUUUUAACAUGUUAUCACUUCAAUAGUACAUUUAUCAUUCAAUAUACUUUGAUGUGUAUGUACACUCAGAUACAAUGAAUCUGAAAGUAUAUAUAUAUAUAUAGAUAUAUAACAAAUUGUACUAUUACAUUUUCAUUUAUGGAAGUUACUUGAGGCAGACGCAAUGAGUUUUUUAGUGCAUAUUGUAUUAUUUUUAUGUGCAAUUAAUUUAAAGUAUAGUGUAGGUGUACAAAAUAAAUUAGGAUGUAGAGAUCAUAAAAAUAAGAUUGUUGAUUGGUAUGUGCUGUAUAAAAUUCCAAAAUUGGCACAUAGCAGUAAUCCAUUAAUAAGAAAUGGUUCCGCUUAUAUGUAUAUAUCUAAUAAUACCGUAGACAAAGGAUGGGAAUUGUCUACCAAAGAUAUAGGAGAUCAAAAUUCAAUGCCUGGGAAAACCUUGGCUUCACUCUACAAUGAUAAAAUAGCUAAAAAUUUAUUAUGGAUUUUAUAUAACGAUGAUCCACCAAACAGUUCGGUAGUUGGAAAAUAUGGUCAUGCGAAAGGUGUAGUGGCCACUGAUAAAGAUCAAGGAUUUUGGAUGAUACACAGUGUUCCAAAUUUUCCACCAAUGCCUAAUUUAGGGACUAGUACAAAACGUAGAAUUAGAACUACUACAUUGUCUGUUGAUGAUUUUUCACCUGAUUCUGAGUAUAGUUAUCCAUCAUCAGGACAUGUUCGUGGACAGAGUUUUUUAUGCAUUUCUCUUAAAUCAAAUCAAUUAAAUACAGUUGGACGUCAAUUAAUGUACAAUCAAAUUAUAGUUUAUAGAAAAAAUCUUCCAGCAAAAUUAACUUAUCAAUAUCCUGAUCUUGCUAAUGCUGCUAAUCAGAUUCGUUUUAAAAAUCCUCCCUAUAAUAACAAAGAAAUUAUUAAGUCAUCAAGUUCUGUCGAAUUUAUUUCAUUUGCUAAAUCUGACAAAUGGCAACAUGAUCUUUACAGUGACUUUGUAGCUCCACAAUUGAGAAGUAGUUUAUUUGUUGAGACAUAUUUGAAUGGACCAGGAAAAUUACAAUCCAAAUGCCAGGGACUAGAGGUGCAUAAUAUUAGAUCAGUGAAACUACAGACAGCAGAUGUUCAGUUUACAAGUUCACAAGAUCAUUCUAAGUGGGUUGUUGCAAUAGAUAAUAAAAAUAAUAAAUCUUGGGUUUGCGUUGGAGACAUCAAUAGAGCCGAUACUCAGUAUUAUCGUGGUGGUGGUACAGUUUGUUUGAACUUGUUUCAUCUUUGGAAAAAUUACCGCGAUUCUGUUAAUGACGUUGAACCAUGUCCUUUAUAUUAACAAAACUAAAACUUGAUAUUUUGGAAAUAUUGUUAAGUAUAUACAGUUUUUAAAUCAAAUGGCAAUAUUACUAACACUGUAAAAUACUAAUACGCAAUAUAUAUCAGAAAAUAUAAAUAUCGUCGAUAAGGUUGUACUCUACCUUUCCAAUCGUAAUCUAUACAGAUAUCAUUUUUAUGUUUAA
Messenger RNA from Polistes dominula (European paper wasp), 1789 nucleotides. RefSeq names its product deoxyribonuclease II (gene DNaseII). Gene Ontology annotation, molecular function: deoxyribonuclease II activity. The record is from RefSeq and is a predicted model, not a curated record. NCBI's taxonomy places the organism in Eukaryota, Metazoa, Arthropoda, Insecta, Hymenoptera, Vespidae. Gene Ontology annotation, biological process: apoptotic DNA fragmentation.